Messenger RNA from Microsporum canis CBS 113480, 903 nucleotides. RefSeq lists its product as hypothetical. Lineage: Eukaryota; Fungi; Ascomycota; Eurotiomycetes; Onygenales; Arthrodermataceae. The record is from RefSeq and is a predicted model, not a curated record. The coding region runs from base 1 to 903 and encodes 300 amino acids. The transcript has a single exon.
AUGCCUUUGCCUUCUGUCCCUCACACAUCCACCGAAUCCCAAAAUGAUGUCAGUUCCGGAUUCCAUCUGGCUGACGGACGAGGGUACAUGCUUGACCGUGGCUAUUUUGCCUCUUCAAGACUAAACUUUCAAUUCUAUCUCUGGAAAGAGUCUCUACGGUUUAAUUUACACCCCUCUAUUCCUACACCGAUACAGAACUUGCGGAUUGCAGACAUUGGUACAGGAACCGGGUUAUGGCUGUUUGACUUAGCUCGGGAACUGCCAGAUUCAGCACAGUUGGACGGAUUUGAUAUCAGUCUUGCAAAUGCGCCCCAAAAACAAUUGUGGCCACGGAAUGUUACUCUACACCAAUGGAAUGUCUUUGAUGAUGUGCCGGAUGAAAUGAUCGGAAAAUAUGACGUCGUCCAUCUAAGGCUGUUGAUUCUCGUGGUUGAAAAUAGCGACCCAAGACCCAUCAUCCAGAAUGUCUAUAAGAUGUUAAAACCUGGUGGCUACAUUCAAUGGGAUGAUCUGAACUACCCUGAUACUCAUGUUAGAAGGACUUCCGCAGCACCAACCCCAGCCUUCGACUCCCUGCGAGAAUUUGUAUACUCCGACGGACGACACGACUGGGUGUUGGAACUUCCUGAGAUUCUAAACAGCCAGGGAUUCGAAGACGCUAAACAGUUCAACUACGUGGAUAGACCUGAUCUCACCAAAGCAAAUGGAGACCAGCACCUUCUUACCAUGGAGGAAUUCGCAACAACCCUGGCGGCUGCAGGCAGUCAUCAGGCCUCGGAGAAGAUAUUCAACCUAAUUGGAGAGGUGUAUCAGGAGUCAUUGGUUGGCGCAGCUCUGUCUAUGCCGCGGGCUGUGAGCGUUGCUCGUAAACAAAGAAGUGAGACUCUGCGCUCUGUAUUAUAA